This is a messenger RNA of Nerophis lumbriciformis (worm pipefish), 1998 nucleotides long. RefSeq names its product zinc finger and BTB domain-containing protein 5-like. NCBI's taxonomy places the organism in Eukaryota, Metazoa, Chordata, Actinopteri, Syngnathiformes, Syngnathidae. The record is from RefSeq and is a predicted model, not a curated record. Gene Ontology annotation, molecular function: DNA-binding transcription factor activity, RNA polymerase II-specific; RNA polymerase II cis-regulatory region sequence-specific DNA binding; protein binding. Gene Ontology annotation, biological process: regulation of transcription by RNA polymerase II.
UGGAUCUAUCCACGUGUUAAAGAGACGGUUUGUGAUUGGCUUUUGAAGCCCACGCAUCCUCCAGACAAGAGCUUCGGUUGACGACGUCAUCAUUUGGAAUGAAGAAUGACUUCCAGUUUGCUAUCGUGAUGCCUUUUAGAUGCUAGACGAUGGACUUCCCAGGUCACUUCCAGCACAUUUUCCAGCAGCUGAACCUCCAGCGGCUCCACGCUCAGCUGUGCGACUGCGUGGUGGAGGUGGGCGGCCACAAGUUCCACGCUCACCGCGCCAUCCUAGCAGCCGGCAGCUCCCACUUCAAGGCUCUUCUCGGCUCAGGCGAGGAUGGCGGCGGUGGAGGUCCUGGUGUGAUGGUGCUCGACCCGGAGGUGGUGACCCCUGAGGCCUUCUCCACGCUGCUCAACAUGAUCUACACGUCCACCUUGUCGCUCGGGGCCUCCAACGUGAUGGACGUGCUGUUGGCCGCCUCGCACCUGCACCUUAACACCGUGGUAAAGGCUUGCAAGCUGCACCUGUCCAGAAAAAACUUCCCGACCUCAGCGCCCAAAGGCUGGAGGUCGGUUCCGCAGCAGCAAUCCGUGAAAGUCCUUGACGAGGGCGGCGGCGUGGUGAGCCAGUCUGGUGACGAGUCCUCAAAGCACAAGAGAAAGCCUCAUGAGGAGAGGUUAGGUGACAGGAAGAGGACCUGCGGAAUGCCUGGAGAUAAGGACGAGGUUAUUAACGAGGAAUCGAAAAUCUGGGAGGGACGACCAGAUGAGGUGGAGGAGAAAUACGCCGCGACCAUGUCAUUAGAUAUGGAGGAGAUCCAGCUGCCGAGUCAGUCGGACAGCAGUGCGAGUGGAGUGAAGGUGAAACUGGCAGAGGAAGGCGAAGGAGAGCCCAAGAUGGAGACCGUAGAGGUAAAGAAAGAGACUAUGACCACGUCCUCUUCUGAUCGCUCUCUUGCAGAAGAUUGUGGUGAUUUACAGCAGCAAAUAAGCAGUCUGGCAGGUGGCGACGUCAGCUGUUUACAAACACACCUGUGCUCAGAUCUGGCUGAAAGGGACGCUGGGUUUGAAGACGAGGGCAUGGACAGCCUGUCUGAGUUGGCCCUGUCCUGCUUCCUAAACCCUGGUCAUGAGAGCGAGACAGCAGCUAUGGCGGAAGAAGAGAGUUUUGCGAGUCUCACAGCAGCCGCCGCCGCCAGUGAUGCUGCGGACCAACUGAGUCCCAACACCUCGGCUCAAGCCUCGGACGCGACUGUGCUUUUAACGUCCGUCCCUUUGGAACAGAUACUCCCGACACAGAGUCCGGGUUUUAGCGACACGCUCAUCCUGCGGCCCGCGCACAACUCCUUAACAGGGUUCCUCAGUCUGGAGGCCCCUAAAGGACGCGUGGCCUCGAGCGGAACGACUUUCCGCCGCAUCGCCCCCAAAGUGGUGCCCGAGUCAGAAGCGGAUCCACCCGCAGCCUUUCCCUCCUCCAGCCCCGCAGCAGAUGACAGAGCACCUCUGACCAGAGCGUCGGAGGACGUGCUCUCCAAGUGCAAAAAGGCGGCGGCCGAAGACAACGUGCUCCUGGUGGAGGGCGAGAAGAAGUACGCCUGCAAGAUCUGCUCAAAGACAUUCAUGAACCUGACGGAUUGUAAGAAACAUAUUCGUGUCCACACGGGAGAAAAGCCUUAUCCUUGUCCAAGAUGUGGGAAACGCUUCAGCCAGUCGUCUCAUUUGUACAAACACUCCAAGAAUUCCUCCUGCGUCAACUGGAAGGACGAGCAUUCUUUCCCAGACGCUCCACACUAACAGCUUUCAUGUUACUCUAUGUGGAUAACCACAAAAUGUGUUGUCAUUCAUACAAUAGCUCACAAAACAAGCACUCCUCGGCAAUUGGCGCAAACAUUUGUAUUACUUGCAGCGUCCCAAAGGACAAUACUGUAAGAUUGAACUUGGAUACACCUUAGAGCAGGCCAGGGCAAUUAUUUUGACUCGGGGGCCAAAUUUAUAGAAAAUAAUGUGUCUGGGG